Molecule: messenger RNA, 369 nt
Organism: Symbiodinium sp. CCMP2592
Lineage: Eukaryota; Dinophyceae; Suessiales; Symbiodiniaceae
Source: the annotation of a GenBank genome assembly
AUGAAGAAAGGGCGUGCGGCGAAGCAAUGCAAGAUGCGCAUGGCGCAGGGUUGCCAGGUGGCCACCUUGCUGAACUGCGCAGACAACAGCGGGGCCAAGAACCUCUACAUCAUUGCGGUGAUCGGGAUCGGGGGCCGACUCAACAAGCUUCCGAACUGCUCUCCCGGAGACCUCGUCCUCUGCAGUGUGAAGAAAGGCAAGCCUGAGCUCCGGAAGAAGGUGCUGAAGGGCGUGGUGAUCCGCCAGAAGAAAGCCUGGAGGCGCCGCGAGGGCGUCUACGCCUGGUACUCGCAGUGUCGGGGUAGACUCCCUCAGACAUGGAUCGUGUCGCCGAUAGUGAGGUCUACUUCGAGGACAAUGCCGGCGUGA